AUGGACCGUAAGGCAUGUGAAAUAACGAAAUUCCUUUUGGACUGGAACACACUAUUGACAAAUGUUCCGGUUGACGGCUCGAUAACGGAGAUUUAUUUCUGCUUUAUCUUUUCAAAUUAUAGCAAGGGAAAAGACAGGGUUUCGUGGCAACAAUUUAUAAAGUAUCUAAGGCUAUUGAACAAGAUCGGAAAUGGUCAUGUUUUGGAAUGCCGUCCAGAAAAUGCCCUUGAUUUAAUGUACGAAGAUCCAUUCAAAUGUUUCAACAAAAUCACAUACAUAAAUAGACUGGCACUCAUAAUCAUUGCUAAAGAAGAACGUGCAUUAUCUAAAAAGGAGCCCCGCUUGUUAGACGAAAAGGAUAUGGAAGUUAAGAAACCAAAGGAGAAGGGUGCAAUUCCUAACGAGAAAGGUGAACAGUUAAAGAUGCUCAUGGAUUUAGUUGAGGGUCCUGAUUAUACUCCAAAAAGACGGUGGAACGUUAUUGAAACUCUUCCAGAGAAAAUAUUGCACACGUCAAAACUAACUUUAUCCGAAUCUGACAGUAUAUAUAGCAUUACAUCAAGAUCUGGACGCUUGCAGCAGAUGGAAAUUUUACUAAAGAGUGAAUGCGCAUCUCAUCAGCUAAUGAGGGAGAGAUCACGUCUGCUAACCAGAGUCCAACCAUUUUAUGAUUGCUGUGAGAUUGCAGAUCAUGCAACACAACUUUCGCCGCUUAUCGAUUUUAAUCGUGCAACAAAUUACUGCAAGCUUAAGUCUAACGCAAACAUUUCUUCCGGGAGCCCAAUUGGGAAGUGUAUCAACGAGAAAAUGCACUUUAUUCCAAUUAUACAGCCACAAACAGACAUUCGAUUGGGCGACUGCUCUUAUUUGGAUACUUGCCAUAAGAUGAACACUUGCCGGUAUGUGCACUAUGGCCUCCUCAUGCCAGAGGCACCACCUGAUUCCGAAACAAGGCGUAAAGUUGCUGACCACGCAUCAAGUAAAGCAUUGAGAACAGGCCUUUAUACGAGGGGACAGGCCAUUAAUGCAUCAGCAAUGGAAAAUACACCGCCGCAAUGGAUUCGAUGUGAUGUGACAAAGCUGGAUUUAAAUGUCUUAGGAAGCAACUGGGGAAUUGUGCUUGCAGAUCCAAGUUGGACGAUCCACAUGAACCUUAACUACAGCAGUAUGAAAGACGAUGACUUGUUAUCACUAAGAAUGGAUAAACUACAAGUUGAAGGCUUGUAUCUCUUGUGGGUGACAGGAAGAACAAUCGAAAUGGGUAAAGACUUCCUAAAAAAGUGGGGCUAUAGAGUUGUGAAUCAAAUAACAUGGGUGAAAACUAGUCAGCUAGUGCGUACAAUAAGCACAGGGAGAACAGGUCAUUGGCUAAAUCACUCAAAGGAACAUCUUUUGGUUGGCCUGAAGGGAAAUCCUAAAUGGUUGAAUCCAGGAAUGGAUCCUCAAAUCUUGGUGUCUUCAACACGAGAAACGUCCAGAAAGCCAGAUGAAAUUUAUGGUAUAAUUGAACGACUAGCAGGCUCUGGAGUUAAAAAACUCGAGAUAUUCGGUCGUCAACAUAAUACCAGGCCUGGAUGGUUAACUAUAGGAAAUCAAUUGGAAGAAACUCAUUUAGUAGAAAAAGAACUUCUAGUUAGAUAUAAUAGGUGGGCUGAAGAGCAUCCUGGCGACUCCUUAAAUUCGGUUCGCGUGAGUAGCCAAUAG
Messenger RNA from Brettanomyces bruxellensis, 1704 nucleotides. RefSeq lists its product as uncharacterized. Lineage: Eukaryota; Fungi; Ascomycota; Pichiomycetes; Pichiales; Pichiaceae. Gene Ontology annotation, cellular component: nucleus; RNA N6-methyladenosine methyltransferase complex. The transcript has a single exon. Gene Ontology annotation, molecular function: mRNA m(6)A methyltransferase activity. The coding region runs from base 1 to 1704 and encodes 567 amino acids. The record is from RefSeq and is a predicted model, not a curated record.